UUUCUCCCUCAGAUCCGGCACCUCAUUCCUGGUAGAAGGCGUGCCAGUGGAGGUAGUGUCCCCGGGCGGGGACGCGGCGCUGAGCUCGGCGCAGGCGGCCGCCAGGCUGCACUCUCUCAUCCGGACCGACCAGCCCAGCGGGGGGGAGGACGUUGAACAAGUAGUUUUAAUCGGCAAUCGAGAAUGGAUGUCCAGGAACGGAGUGACAGUCCCACGCAGGGUACAGGAAGCUAUGCAGCAAGACGAGGAGCUUGGCAGAACUGCUGUGCUCGCUGCUAUCAAUGACCAGUUGGUAUGUACAAUUGGCGUAGCAGACGAGGUGAAGCCUGAAGCCCACCUCGCGGUCUACUGCCUCAAGAAGAUGGGGCUCCAAGUCUGUCUACUGACGGGAGACAACAGGAAGACGGCUGUGGCCAUAGCCAGACAGGUGGGCAUAAACAAAGUGUACGCAGAAGUACUGCCCUCACACAAAGUGGCCAAAAUACAGAAGUUACAAGAAGAAGGGCAGAAGGUGGCCAUGGUGGGCGACGGGGUCAAUGACUCCCCAGCGCUGGCCCAGGCCGACGUCGGCAUCGCCAUAGCCAGUGGGACUGAUGUCGCUGUUGAAGCUGCCGAUUUGGUUCUUAUGAGGAACGACCUGCUAGACGUAGUAGCAUGUCUAGAACUAUCUAGAACUACAGUGCGAAGAGUUCGUCUCAACUUCUUAUUCGCAAGUGUAUACAACUUGCUGGGCAUACCGUUGGCCAGCGGGGCAUUCGCUAUGUUCGGGUUGCAGUUACAGCCGUGGAUGGCGUCAGCAGCGAUGGCAAUGAGCUCGGUGUCAGUCGUCUGCUCGAGUUUAUUAUUAAAAACUUUCAAGAAACCAACACUAGAACAGCUGCGAACUACGGAAUAUCUUCAAUCCAUUCACCUGGAGGAGUUGGACGCAGUGUCAGUACAUAGGGGACUGGACGAACGGAUAGACCCCAGCGAGAGGGGAGCGUCGCCAUUGGCCAAGUAAGUAGUAUUAAUUUAGUCUUUGCAAUGAACUCGUGUUCUUAGAUAGAUAGAAAUGGUAGUUGAAUUGUAUAGU
This is a messenger RNA of Spodoptera litura, 1072 nucleotides long. RefSeq names its product copper-transporting ATPase 2-like. Gene Ontology annotation, cellular component: membrane. The record is from RefSeq and is a predicted model, not a curated record. NCBI's taxonomy places the organism in Eukaryota, Metazoa, Arthropoda, Insecta, Lepidoptera, Noctuidae. Gene Ontology annotation, molecular function: ATP binding; transporter activity; ATP hydrolysis activity.